AGAGAGGAUGUUGGAAGGAAAAGGUCUGAUAGAGGACACAGACAUGCCUGUGAAGAUGCAGAUCCAAGCCAUGACUGCUGCUUCUCAAGCUUUGGAUCUGUAUGAUGUUUUUGACUUAAAAUCCAUUGCUGCCCACAUCAAAAAGGAGUUCGACAAGAAAUAUGGGAGUGGAUGGCAGUGUGUGGUGGGAUCGAAUUUCGGAUGCUUCUUCACUCAUCCUAAAGGAACUUUCAUCUAUUUCACUUUGGAGACUCUCAAUUUCCUCAUCUUCAAAGGGGCUUCUUCUCCUUAAACCAUCUUUCUCUGUGUGUGUGUGUGUAGCUGUUCUUGAAGUUGGUUUAUGUGUUUUCAAAGUUAGCUUAGUUGUAUGUGGAAAUGGAAAGGAGGGUUAAAAAGAAGAAAAUAACAAAUACUAGGAGUCCUGUAAUGCCUUAGAACAAUGCUUUUUUGUACAUGUUUGUUGUGUCUACUUUUCCAUGUCUAAUUUCAUCUCUCUUUCUCUCUCCAUAUAAAGGCAUCUAAUGUAAUACUAGAAAUUGGAUGUGUUCAAAAUACUCAGCAAACCGAAGUUUAGUUCAAAUCAUCAACUUAAUAGGAUUGAAUUAAUUUUAGUUUAGAUU
Messenger RNA from Camellia sinensis, 620 nucleotides. Lineage: Eukaryota; Viridiplantae; Streptophyta; Magnoliopsida; Ericales; Theaceae. The record is from RefSeq and is a predicted model, not a curated record.